Corticium candelabrum is the source of this 1598-nucleotide messenger RNA. Its product is annotated as cytoplasmic dynein 2 intermediate chain 2-like. Bases 8 to 1480 code for a protein of 490 amino acids. Gene Ontology annotation, biological process: intraciliary transport. Gene Ontology annotation, cellular component: cytoplasmic dynein complex; ciliary plasm. Gene Ontology annotation, molecular function: dynein heavy chain binding; dynein light chain binding. NCBI's taxonomy places the organism in Eukaryota, Metazoa, Porifera, Homoscleromorpha, Homosclerophorida, Plakinidae. The record is from RefSeq and is a predicted model, not a curated record. The transcript is spliced from 16 exons.
GGUAACUAUGUUUGCUGAUUCUGAUGGAGAUCUGGUUGGCUUCGAGUCUUGCUGGCGGAAACAGAGGUCAGUGAGAGAUGACUCUACACAGACAAGUGAAAUACUAACUUACGACAAGGAAAUUCAGUCAGUGAUAUCAACAGAAAUAGAGACGCAGACGGAUCCUGAAGAGGACAAACGUCCGUUAGAGUUGGUGGAAGAUAAAUCCGAGAAACUCUUGGAAUUUCUCAGGAGGGUUGAAGUGUCCGUUUGUACUCAGUUGGAAAGGAAUUUACAGAGCCAUGCAUUUGAUGGUUAUGACGUCCGAUGGUCGGAUGAAUUCUGGUCAUUAUCUUGCCUACACACACUCAACCAUGCAGCCGUCAGCAGUCACUUACAGUGCACUGACGUAUCAUGGAACUGUACAGGCAGUGUGUUAGCCGUCGCGUAUGGAAGAUUUGACCACGAGGGAUCGUCUUCCCAUCAGUCGUUUCUUUGCACGUGGAAUAUUGAUCGACGUGUUGUGAAUCCCAAUAAAGCCGACGUCACAAUCGAGCUUUCUACGAGUCUCAUGUGUGUUGCUUUUCAUCCGAGUCUACCGUCAGUCAUUGCUGGAGGAACAUUUAGUGGAGAAGUGAUGGUAUGGAAUACAAUGCAAGAGGACGAGGCAGCUGUGGCAACAUCCGGCAUCGGCGACAACUCACAUAAAGAUGCUGUAGCAAAGGUGCUUUGGAUUCCAGACCCUCACACACUGAGCAGCAACAAAUUCGUUUUGCUCACGGCUGGAAAUGAUGGGAGAAUUCUGUUGUGGCAGUUCAAUCCGAAAUCCCAUCAACUCAAACUCAUUCAAAGGUAUGUGAUGUUGACAGACAGUGUUCCUCGGAGAAUGAGAAUUAGUAAAGCGCCCGGGAAUUCUCCAAUGGGAGUCACGUGCUUGUCAUUUUCACAUGAAAACAAGACCCAGUUCAUCGCUUGCACAGAAAACGGUGGCGUCUUCAAGUGCAUUCUGUCAGAUGUACACACAGGAUCUGAUCAUGAGCAUUGUCCAAUUACGUUUACGUAUGUUGCGCAUCAUGGUCCCGUGUAUGGUGUGGAUUGUUCACCAUUCCAUCGGAAUCUGUUUAUUACAUCGAGCACUGAUACAACAAUACGGAUCUACAAUAUGCUGCAGUCUAAACCAGUGAUGUGUAUUGAGCCUGGUGCUGGAUAUGUGUUUGCUACUGGAUGGUCACCAAUUCGUCCAAUGGUUCUAGCCGGAGCCACAAGCGACAAACAACUACAGUUCUAUGAUCUCAGGGAGAGUCACAUCACACCAGUCACAACCGUUGAGCACAAGAAAGGACUCUAUACCCUUCAGUUCAACACAAAACGGCAUCGAUUGAUAGCAAGUGGAGACGCAGGCGGUACGGUGAAAGUGUGGCAACUGAAUGACGAACUGGUAACACAAGGCUUGCACGAGAUACAAGAACUAGACCAACUAGCCGAGUUUGGUCUUGAUUAGAGUCGCACGCUGAUGGCGUGUAUGCUGGUGUGUAGAUGGAUGGAUUGAUCACAAUGUGUGAUGUCGAUUGGUUAAGUCAAUGGAUUAUACUGUAUAAUAGAAUGUGUAUAUUUCUUAC